Molecule: messenger RNA, 2685 nt
Organism: Colias croceus (clouded yellow)
Lineage: Eukaryota; Metazoa; Arthropoda; Insecta; Lepidoptera; Pieridae
Product: tribbles homolog 2-like
Exons: 5
Coding region: 395-1522 (375 amino acids)
Biological process (GO): protein phosphorylation; positive regulation of proteasomal ubiquitin-dependent protein catabolic process; regulation of MAP kinase activity
Cellular component (GO): nucleus
Molecular function (GO): mitogen-activated protein kinase kinase binding; protein kinase activity; ATP binding
Source: RefSeq, a predicted model, not a curated record
CGGUUGCCGGCCCGAGGCGCCAUCCGAACGCGGGCUCGCGUCAGCUUCGUCAAAACCUGGCAGUCAGUCUCGCAAUGGCGUUAGUGGGAGAAGGUUGUGUGUUCGUUUAGUUUAACGCUAACCCGAGCGGACACCGGCCCAAAAUAUUGGCCUGUCUAUACGUGCUCGAAUUACUGGGAAAUAUUUCUUGUGAUUCCGUACAGAUAGAUCGAGAUUUUUGACGACGGACAGUCAAAUUUUGGUACGAUAUCCACUCUGGGCAAAUCAUUUCAAGGUUCGUACCAUUAACCAUAUUCAUCAUGCUCAUCUCAUCAUAGUUCCUCUUCGUUUUAAGUGUUUGUGUAUUGUGAACGUUAGUGUAUUGUGACAGUGACAGUGUUAUAUAAGUGUAGUGAUGGAUCCCGGAUCACCUUCAGUUCUAUGGCCGUUGCGCCUGAGCAAGCCCGCGGUGACGGUGCCCGUGCCGGCCGGAGAGAACAGCAAGGCGGAGGACAGGUCGCAAUCGCCGUCGUUGGCGGAGCGGCUGUCCGCCGCGCCCUCGCCCUCGAGCCCGGCUCCGACCAGCCCCGCACCACCCCAACACCAAUUCCAAGCGGCACUAGUUGCUGAAAAAUACCUCCUCCUCGAACAAGUGGAGGGAUCUUCGUUAUGUAGAUGUGUGGACGUGCGCACGCAAGAGGAAUACGUUUGCAAAGUAGUGUCGCGGGACUGUAGUAGCUUAUUACAAGCGCACUACCGUCUCGACGGGCACCCGCACGUCAACCCGAUCCACGAGGUGCUGGUUGGGGACAAGAGGGUGUACCUCAUAUUCCCCCGCUCGCACUCUGACCUCCACUCGUACGUGAGAGCGAGGAAAAGACUGAGGGAACACGAAGCUAGACGGCUCUUCAGACAAAUGGCGGAAACGGUCGCGGCGUGUCACGAACAAGGCAUCGUCUUACGGGAUCUAAAGCUGAGAAAAUUCGUCUUUGCCGAUCCUCAAAGAACAACGAUAAAAUUGGAAUCGUUAGAAGAUGCGGUGGUGCUCGACGACCCUGAGGAAGAUUUACUUCAAGACAAGAGAGGUUGUCCCGCGUACGUGUCCCCCGAGAUCCUGAGAGCCCAUCGGACGUACUCCGGCAAGGCGGCCGACAUGUGGUCGCUGGGCGUCAUCCUAUACACCAUGCUCGUCGGAAGGUAUCCGUUCAACGACUCGGAGCACGCGUCGCUGUUCGCGAAGAUCUCGCGCGGCUACUUCGUGGUGCCGGAGUGCCUGUCGUCGCGCGGCAAGUGCCUGAUCCGGUCGCUGCUGCGGCGCGAGGCGGGCGAGCGGCUGCGCGCCGCCGACGCGCUGCGCCACCCCUGGCUGGCGCGCGACCCGCGCACCGACCUGCCGCCGCGCGCCGCCGCCGCGCUCGACCGCCGCGUGCCCGACCUGCCCGACCUGCCCCACGCGCCCGACCUGCCCCACUCCCCCCACGCGCACGUGCCCCACGCGCCGCUGCUGCCCCCGCUGCCGCACCUGCUCGCCGACUGCCUCUAAUGCUCGCGAGGCUCGGGGCAAGCGCGAAGCGGCCCAGGAACUAGUCUACCCACGGAUGGCCGGCCGAUAGGCCUGGAACUCCGCAGCGACGUUCCGUUCCAUAGUCGUCCGAUUCGCCCACAAUGUUUGUCUUUUAUCAACAAUGUAUAAUAUUAAUGUCGUUUUAAACACGUUUUCCAAAUGUAUCGUGAACGUUCCGAGCGCCGUAGGCCCAGCGUGCUGGCCACGCUCCGGCCGGCUGGCCCGCGCCGACUGCUAACUGCUAAUGUAAUUAUUCGUAACGACACAUAAGUGAGACUGAUAGCGUUCGCUUCGCGCGCUGCGGCGAAGCGAAGCGAAGCGUCACGUAACUAUGCGGCGAUUCCUUAGCGGCGAGAUCCGUCGCGUUGAGCCGCGUAGCGUAAGAGUAGUGUAUAUUUUGUAUUUAUGAAAGUUUAAAGUUAUAUCGUGUAAUUGUGAUCUCCACCGAUGUUAUUUAGCGAUUACUUGAUUGCCAUUAAUUAUUUUGUUACGCAGGAGCGAUGUUUCUUUUGCGAGACGAUCGGUUGCUUCCAUCAUAUAGUAGAGAUAUUAUCAUUAUAUUAUUUAAAAGUUUCGCCUUGUAUCUAUUGAAUGUGAUGUAUUCGGAAAUCUAGAUGCGAAAUUAUUAUUUUUGUUAUAUUGAAUCUAUCAAUGGAACUUUGUUUAUAUAAAUUGAUUCGCACCACCACGUACCGAAUAAGUUUGUUGAAUUUGGUCUGUGCCAUUUAUUUAAUUUAAAACUUAUUUAUUGUUGUUGUGAUUGACGUUCGGGGGCGGCACUUCUUCCUAUUAAAUUAUUGACCCUUUUGGUACUUGGUGAUGAGUUUUUAUUGAAUUUUGUAAAUUCGAAAUCAAAUAUUUUUAUUGACUCGAUCGAUAUCAGUAAUGUUUCGGUGUCCAAAUUUAUUAUCACUGUUACUUUAAAUGUGCCCCGGUUUCGGGGCAGCUGUGAAAUUUUCAUGUUAAAGUGUAGUUUUGAAGUAGUCAAGUCUUUCAGAUUGAAAGCGCGUUGUACAAUAAUAGUCUACUGUAAAAUAUACUAUGUUAACAUUAAUUUAUACAAACUGUAAAUAGAGCUAAGAUAUUAUAAGUAUAUCAAAAAAAGGAGAAAUGAUAGAGGGAAUAAAUAAUUCAAAAAAUUA